AGUCUCCAUAUAAGUGCAUAAUUUUGUGUACGAACAACGAAGAUGUCUAGCAGAGACGCAGGUGGAGACAAGUUGGCGCAGCAACAGACACAGCUGAACCAACCGCAAAAACAAUCUGUUUUUAGCAAAAAUGCAAUUGCCAACAUAAAUCUGGGUGGAUUUAGUUCCUUCGAUAGUGAUUCUCUGCCUGAAUGUUCAGAAUUUGACUCAGAAUCGGUUACUUUGGAUUACUUCAAAGAAAGCUCGCAACGCCCAUCACCAUCAAAAAUGGCGCCCACAACAACAAUUGAAACCAUUACAAUCACAAGGCCAUUGAAGGUCAUUGCAUUUAUAUGUGGUGUCAUCGUUGUCAUACUGAUGAUCAUGGCUUUAGCUUCCACGGACUGGUUAAUGGCUGCUGGCUGGCGUCAGGGUCUCUUUGUGCACUGCAUUGAGGAAGAUGUUGAAUCGCCGCUGCCAUUCAAUCUACAUGAUCCGCCGGGUUGUUAUGCUAGUCGUGAUGUGGCUUACAUCAAAGCCACAGCUGCUCUAUGUAUAAUCACAUUGAUAACUGAUGUGAUUGCCACCAUACUCACUGGCCUGGGUUUGAGAACACAAAAUCACAAUGUCAAAUACAAAUUCUACAGAAUCGCUGUGCUGGUGAUGCUGUUAUCAUUGUUGGCUGUCCUGUCUGCGCUGAUAAUAUAUCCAGUAUGUUUUGCUGGCGAACUCAAUUUGGCGAAUCGGCCAAUUUGGGAAUUUGGUUGGGCCUAUGGUGUUGGCUGGGGUGCAGCUAUCUUCCUAUUCGGCGCCGUUGUGCUACUGCUAUGCGAUAAGGAAUCGGAGGAGAUCUAUUAUAAGGAGAGAAAAAUUGUACAUGAAAACCAUAUGCGCGCCUAGGCCAGGCCGCACGACCUGCCUGACGUCGUUCUUUAGACAUUUAAGUAAAUUAUGCGAUUUCUACUGAUAUAAUACUACUAAACUACUACUAUUACAAAGAACAACAAUAUCUAUAAAUCAGCAAACAAACAACAGUAAAUCGUAAAGUUUAAAAAAUGAACGAGGAAAACAAAAAGUAUACAAAAUUAUAAGAAGUGUGUAAUAUUGUCAUCAUUGCCGCCAAGCAACAUACUAGACAGAAACAACUAUGCUGAAAUUGAAAGAAAGCAGUUUAACUAAUUUAACACAGAAUCCCAACACAUACGAAUACAAAAUCACAUACAAACAAAGUACAUAUACACGUGGAGCCUAUGUAGAUGGUCAGGUGCUGUAACGUAGUUUUUUUUUUUUUAAAUAUCUUGUGUGAUAAAGCUACAAAAUGUGGUGUAUUUCUCUGUGGAAAUUUGUUGACCGCUAAAUCAAAAAUAUUUAGGUGCAUAUCAAAUUCAAAUCAAAACUGAAUUUCGCAAGCGCUAAAGCUUGGCAGUAGUUUCGAAUUUUACUGACACGCGUUGACGGCGCCGCCGCGGUUAAGGUGUAAAACACGCAUAUGAUACAUAUUUGAACUUGAAUAGAACAAACGAUACACACAAACACACUCGAAUAUUCACACAUAGUUUUUGGCAUGCUAAUGAGCUGAUAUCAUUUGUAUAACCAAUUUUAACAAGUACAUAUAACAACAUAAAUGUAUUCAUGGUGAUCGUAUUUAACCGUUUAGCAUUUCAUAGUUACCUACAAGCAUACUAUAUCUACACAUAUGUAUAUUCAUCUAUAAUCGACGUACAUUGCAAUUAUGCACUUGCAUACAUACAUAUAUAAACACACACAUAAGCAUACUAUGUAUUCAUACAUUUGCCAUUGUCUUCGAAAAUGCAUAGUUGCGCACAGAAAUCGUAUCUCAUAUAUGUAUAUGUAUGUCUUAUAACUUUUUAGUUGACCACCCACUUGACCUAAAAUCAUCUACAUGCAUUCCUUACUUUGUAUUCUUUUGUUUGCUUCUUUAUUGGUGUAACUUCCCACGACAAAAUGUAAAAAAAAAACAAGUAAAUUAAUAUCAAACGUACGAAAAAUGUAAGAAAUUCUAAUUAAAUGUAAGCGUAAAAAAUUGUAGCAAAACAAAAUGAAAACAAUUAAAAAAGUGUUGCUAUGUAUUAAAACACAUGUAAAACGUUUAAAGCAACAAAAUAUUAUAAACGAAAAUCUGGAAAAUUAAUGUAAAGUCACGCUCAUGGACCUACCAAUGAAUCGAACGAAUUCGACGACGAUGAAUACGUGAACCAAAUCAUAUACCCACAUACAAUACUUAUAGUCACAAGUAACUUUUUAUAAACACAUAUUUACAUGUACACACAUAUACACUUAACAUACAUAUAUAUGUAUAUUCAUACAAACAUUUAUUCUUACAUACAUACUCUCGCACAUAUGCUCAUAUAUACAUACAUACAUAUAUACAUCUUGAAGAAAUUGCAGGCAGCUAUAAAAAAAAAUGCAUAUGACUAAGCAGAAAAUUAUGAUGCUUCCCUCACAUUGACUUUAAAUUUAAAGCGAGUGAUAUUAUUGAUUUUCAUUAGUAAUUUGUUUAAUUCUUUACAUGAGUCAAUAUUAAAUUAUCUGUAUUUAUUAGCAUAUGCAACGCUUCCUUAAAACGACAAAUUUCGCUAAUGGUUCGCUAAUUAGAUGCCAAACAUUUUGUUACUUGGCAAAACAGAAGUGCAAGUAGUCCACACCGGGUCUGAUAGCCUCUGAGAAAUGGUUUUUAUGCUAAAUAAUUAUGCUUCCACAAAUAUGAUAUUAAUUUUUAAAAAUAAUGCUAUCCUUUGAAAUUACUCAAAAGCAUAACACCAUAUCUCGAAUACAUAUUUAAUGUUAUAACUGAAAUUUUAUAUGGGGGGUACUCGGUGAAAUCGACCCAUUGGCGACCACUUAAAUGUUGGAACAGCCACAACAAAAAUCGUGCACACUUACACAUUAUUUGUACACUUUUAAAUGAAUAUUUUCCCUUUAAUAAGUUCAUAUGUUUUGAAUUUCUUUUUACAUACUAAAACGAAUAAGUCGCUAAAACCAUCUUUGAUGCCUUGUUGUUUUUGUUUUCUCGAAAUAUUCUACUACAUACUCGAAUAACCCCAUGAACUGAUUGUUUUUGCGUUAUAAACUGCGAAAUAUUUACUUAUUUACUUAUAGGCCGGUGAAAUCUAUUAUUUUAAUCAGAGUUAAAACAAAAUAUUGAGACAGCUUUUUCUAAAGCCCAAUCGGCAAUGUAUCAAGCGAAAAAAAACAAGCAUACUAAAUACCUAAUAGGAAGAUUAUUGUUUUUUUUUUAUUGUUGUUCUCUUUUUUUGUUUAAUAUAUGCAACUAUUUUCUCUUUGUACAAGCUAAGUUAAUAAGAAAAAGUAAAAAAUAAUUACAUUUAAAUGUAUUAAUUACAAAUGUAUAGCAGAUUUAGUUAAGUCUGUUAAAUUGUUUUUUUUUUUGUCGCCAGCACAUGCCUUUUGCGUGGUAUAUUUACACUUCCAUAUGUAUGUACAUAUGUAAAUAUAUACAUGUGUAUAACUGACUAGUCUGUCUUACGAAAUUUUUUAAAACACACUUUGCCCUGAAAAUUAAAUUAUUUAAAGUAUCCCAAACCCAUUGUACCAUAAUUACCAUUAUUAAUUAAUUAUUGUACCAUGUCCCAAGCCUACGUUUUUCGUACAAACGUUUUUGUUUGGAAAACAAAUUUAGAACAAAGCCUCAAAAUCAAGAAGUAAAUUUAACUUUUGCUCAAAAAAAGUUCAAAAGUUUUAAUUUUGUCACUAUCCUAACAAUGUCCGUUUCCGGUAGCGCUUCAGUAAGCCAUACUUGUUUGGUAAGACAGACAAUUAUUUAACGAUAUUAUUUACAUACUAAUAUUGAGUUAAUCGAAAACGAAAAUGAAAACAAAAACAUACAUACAUACAUAUCAACAAUUUACUGUUUACAAACUACUCACUGCUAGUUAAUUGUAUAAUUUGUACAACAAUUUUGUAUUAACAUACACACAAACAAACAUAUUUGUAUGUAUGUAUUUUCAAUGUUCCGAUUUUUUACCUAUUUAUGUAAUAUCCGAACGUGCUGACUAUAGACCUCAUCCUAUAAUGUAUACCAAUCACUUUUUUCUAAUCAUAAUUAGAUGUUAUUUACAAUGUUAGUAUUUACUCGAUUUAAAAUAGCUGAUAAUAUGUAGUUUUUUGGCUUCGGUUGUUGCCCCUCGCCUCCAGUGGCACGUUUCUAUUUGAUGAUUGCGCAUGUCCACAGAGGCAAGUGCCGCUAGACACUGAAAGAAAACUUUAUGAAAGAUUUUUAAUCGUGGGACAGCGGAUGAGUCCCCGAGAAAGUUUUCGACUUCCUCCACCUCUCUCGUCCCUGCGAUAAAAGUCGUUUCAAGUUUUUCUUUUUAGAAAAUUCUUUUUUCUAUCACUAGCUUAUUCUUGUAUCUUCUUACCUUAUUCCAGAGUGCGUCUAAGUAUCAAAUUGAGUCAUAUAUGUAUUCAUUGAGCAAACAUUUUCGGUUUCAAUUCUAAUUUUUUUUCUAUAUAUGAACUUGUACUUUUAAGUACUUUAUGUUUACUUUUUAUAUAUUAAUUUUUUUCUUUAUUCUACUACCCUUUACAGUAAAUAUUAACAUUGUAAAUUGCAUUAAAAUAAGUUAUAUUUGUUUACACUACUUAUUGAUUUUAUUUUGACUAAGUUUUUAUAAAUAUGUAUGUUUAUUGAUUUUUCUGUAUACAUAUGUAUUUUGUUUUUGUAAUAUUCUGAUUUUCUUUAUCUAAUAUAAACAAUGUUAAAUUA
Rhagoletis zephyria (snowberry fruit fly) is the source of this 4726-nucleotide messenger RNA. Its product is annotated as transmembrane protein 47. The record is from RefSeq and is a predicted model, not a curated record. Gene Ontology annotation, biological process: cell-cell adhesion. Lineage: Eukaryota; Metazoa; Arthropoda; Insecta; Diptera; Tephritidae. Gene Ontology annotation, cellular component: membrane; cell-cell junction.